CUAGCAGUAGCAGAUCUGUAUAUAUAGGUGAAAAAUCCUAUAUGCGUGAUCACCGUUCUCUUGCGUCCGACUGAAAAACAUGGCUGCCGAUCUCAGGCUCGCCGCUCUGUGCCUCCUCUUCUUCUUCUCAUCCCUCCCUUUGCUCACCGUCGCCGACUGCGACUGCGAGGCCGGAGAGGAGGAGCAAGACAAGGCGGGCGCGCUAAAGCUCAAGAUCAUCGCCGUCUUCUGCAUCCUGGUGGCCAGCGCCGCCGGCAGCGCCAUCCCGUCGCUCGGCCGCAAGUUCCCGGCGCUCAGCCCGGACACAGACCUCUUCUUCGCCGUCAAGGCCUUCGCCGCGGGGGUCAUCCUCGCCACCUCAUUCGUGCACAUCCUCCCGGAGGCCUUCGACAGGCUCGGCUCGCCGUGCCUCGUCGGAGGACCGUGGAAGAAAUUCCCGUUCGCCGGCUUCGUCGCCAUGCUCGCGGCAAUCGCCACUCUCGUCGUCGACACCAUUGCCACGGGGUACUUCCAGCGCGCCGCGAACGCCAAGAAGGCCUCGGCGGCCGUUGGAGUCGGCGACGACUUAGAGGCCACCACGCCGGAUGAUCAUCACGCGCACGGGAACGGCGGUCACUCCCACGGCCACGGCGUAUCGGCCAUCAUCGCUUCGUCCGCCGCAGGAACAUCUGACGACGGGAGCGCGCAGCUCAUCCGGCACCGCGUCAUCUCGCAGGUGCUGGAGCUGGGGAUCAUCGUGCACUCGGUGAUCAUCGGCAUGUCGCUAGGCGCAUCCGAGAGCGCCAGUACGAUCAGACCGCUCGUGAUCGCGCUAACCUUCCAUCAGUUCUUCGAGGGGAUAGGGCUUGGAGGAUGCAUUGUUCAGGCGAAGCUCCGCCUCAGGUCUGUCUUGAUGAUGUCGCUCUUCUUCUCGCUCACCACGCCGGUUGGCGUGGUGAUCGGCAUCGGGAUAUCGUCUGGUUACAACGAAAAUAGCCCCAGGGCCUUGGUCGUCGAAGGGCUCCUCAGUGCGGCGGCCGCGGGAAUCCUGAACUACAUGGCCCUCGUUGACCUUCUAGCCGAAGAUUUCAUGAACCCUAGGGUGCAGAACAACGGGAGGUUGCAGGUCAUGGUGAACAUCUCAUUGCUGGCUGGGAUCGCUCUCAUGUCCAUGCUUGCUAUAUGGGCAUGAGAUCGAAAAUCGUCCUCCAAGGAGGACAAAAAACGUUUUUGAUGCACAUGCGGCCAUGUUUAUUUCUUGUUAGCAUGCCGUGUUAUAAAUGCGACAAGCAAAAAGGAAAUCGCAGCAGGCAUGAUGCUAGUAGACAUAAAUAUUUUCAGAAUUUUAGGAGGCCUAGACAUCUUGUGAUUUUUUUAUUUUUUUGGAAAACGAGCUCUCCGAUGCAACAAA
This is a messenger RNA of Lolium perenne, 1390 nucleotides long. Its product is annotated as zinc transporter 9-like. Lineage: Eukaryota; Viridiplantae; Streptophyta; Magnoliopsida; Poales; Poaceae. Gene Ontology annotation, biological process: zinc ion transmembrane transport. The record is from RefSeq and is a predicted model, not a curated record. Gene Ontology annotation, molecular function: zinc ion transmembrane transporter activity. Gene Ontology annotation, cellular component: plasma membrane.